Molecule: messenger RNA, 1381 nt
Organism: Melanaphis sacchari
Lineage: Eukaryota; Metazoa; Arthropoda; Insecta; Hemiptera; Aphididae
Exons: 6
Coding region: 367-1116 (249 amino acids)
Source: RefSeq, a predicted model, not a curated record
CUUGGCCACUAUCCCGGUCGAGUCUGCGAACAUCACAACGACCUGCCGCCAGCCAGCCACACAUAUAAGUUGAACACGCGCAUACAUACAAGAUUAUUAUUAUUAAUUAUUACCUAUUGCCAUUUUCAUAUCGAUUGUCGUUGUUCUAGGCAUUCGAUAACUGUAUACAACACGCAUGACGAUAUUAUUCAAAAGUUUUUUGAUUCUCUUUUUCUCUUUACACGCUGACCGUGCAUUUCCGAGUUUUUUUUUCCAAAACGAUUUAUUUUUCAUUUUUUCAUUAACUAAAAAAUCUCGCCGCAAAACAACAACUAAGACCCUCCUCAGUCGUGUACCACCUACACUUGUAUCGAUUACUGUUCAAUAAUGAACGACUACCUGCAGACAAUUAUCAUCGUGGCCGUCGCCAUAGUGUACGUUCAAGCGGAAAAAUCAAAAGUCAUACCACCCUACAUAAAACAAUGCAUACGAAACGACCCAAAGCUCAAUGAAUGUCUCGCAGCGGAAAUCAAUCAUUUAAGACCGUACUUGAAAGAAGGAAUCGAUGAAAUUGAACUACCGCCCGUGGAACCUUUCAGGAUGGAUUCUUUGAGUUUAGCAAUUACCGGUGGAUCUAAUGGCUACAAAAUAACGUUGAGGGAUAUUGAUUUGUUUGGAGCUAGCAAUUUCUCUAUUCAAAAAGUGUUAUUGCGUCCAAAUGCACCAUUUGAAGGUAAAGUCAGAAUUCCAAAAAUGACAAUGGAUGCCAAAUAUGCAAGUACUGGAGUGUUGUUAGUACUGCCUGCUAACGGAAAUGGAUCUUUCCACGCAGAUUUAGGUGAUGUUACCAUUACAGCAAAAGGAAUUUUGUCCAGUUAUUACAAAGAUUCCGAAAAAUAUUACAAUUUAGACUUCUUGGAAGUAGAUUUAGUCAUAAAAAAAGCAUACAUGGUUGUAAGCAGAGUCAAUAACAAUAGGAUAAUUGUUGAAGCUACAAACUUAUUUUUGCGUGAAAAUGGUCAGGAAGUGUUACAAGUAAUGAUGCCUCAACUACGAACAAAAUUGGCAGCAAUUUUCAAGAGGAUAGUCAAUCAGUUACUGACUCACGUUCCCGCAGAUACUUUCUUCAGUAAUUAAAUUACUGUUAUCAUAAAAAGAAAAAAAUACAAUUGCAUGUGAAGAUAUGUUUCACUUUCUCGUAGUUAAGGUAGUUAAGGACUUUUUUUAGACUAAUUUUGUGAAUAACUAUAUUUAUAUCAUUACUUAAAAAAAAAAACUCAUUUACGUUAAUUGUAAUAUAUUAUGUCAUAAAAGAAAUUUGGGCUUUUUUGAAGCAAAUUUCCCAUGCCAUCAAAAAUAUGAUUUAUUUUUAUUUAUCUUAGAUAAUAUAAAGAUAUACCUA